Durusdinium trenchii is the source of this 1084-nucleotide messenger RNA. The record is from the annotation of a GenBank genome assembly. NCBI's taxonomy places the organism in Eukaryota, Dinophyceae, Suessiales, Symbiodiniaceae.
AUGAUUGCCUGCGCUGGCAAGAGUGCCUUUGAAUAUGUAGUUACAAGAAGGGCCGGGCUGGAAUACUGUCAGGCACUGCAGAAGUCCGUGGAGCAGCGGCAACAGUUGGAUGAUGCAAUUGAGAGAUACGAGCAGGACUUGGCCGAAAAAAGGCAGAUAAUGAAGGGCGCCAUUGAGGACACCCAGCUGGAAUUGGCUGCUGCACAGGAACGGGCAACUUUGGAGGCCGGUCUCUUGAGCAGCUCCACCGCGAUUCUCACAGAUCGGACUGCCCCGCAGGAGCUUGCGAGCACUACGGCCGCACGAGAUGCAGCCCGGCAUCGGGCCAAAUGGUUGAAAGAUGAGCUGCAAACUGUUCAGGCUCAGAGUCGCCGCCCACAGCCUGUGGAGCACGGACCACUGCAGACUUUGCAGCGGGAGGUCCAGCGUUUGCGCAAAGAGCUGGACACUUUGGAGAGUCAGGAGGACAGGGCCAGGCACUUGGAUCCCAGGCACCAUGAGGAAAUGGAUGAGGCACGUAAGGACAUCGCCGAGUCAGCUGCUGAGAUGGCUUCCAGGUCAGAGCGGUUGAAGCGCAGCGAAGCGGCUCUUGAGAAGCGCCGAGUUGAGGUUCGAGUAGCUGCGGAGGAGGCUUCAUUGCAGAAGUUGGAGGCCAACUCACAAAAGGCUGAAUGCGAACGGAUCUCCAACGAAAUCGUGGACCUGCAGGGAGAGCAGCAAACAGCUUCUGCAAGAUCCCAGCAGUUGGAGCGAGAAGCCAAGUCAUUGGCCCUGGCUUACGAUCGCUGCAAAGAAAUGUGCUUCGUCUACGGUGCAGCCAUCCUCAGGAAUGCCGCAAGCGCUCAGCUGGGCAAGGAGAGAAAAGCUUCAUCACGCAGAGGCGUUGAGGCCCUGAUCGAAGCGUUGGCACUCCGCUUCGGGUGGCCGGAGGUGGCCUUCCUGCGCUUGGACCGUCGUGGUUCAGGACGUUUGGGAGCACAAGAGCUGCGGAUGGGCUUGCUUUUAGGCGCGGGCCUCGACUUCCCUGCGGUGACAGGGUUGACUGCGGAAGCCCUGCUGGCGGCCAUCGAUCGACGCUGUGCAG